Messenger RNA from Oppiella nova, 195 nucleotides. NCBI's taxonomy places the organism in Eukaryota, Metazoa, Arthropoda, Arachnida, Sarcoptiformes, Oppiidae. The record is from the annotation of a GenBank genome assembly.
AUGUAUGUUAUCAGCUGCAAUAAUGAUAAGUAUUGCGACUGUCCGUGCGGUUGGACUAAAGAUGCUACCAGGGUACUAAAAGCGGACAAACCGGACAGUUUUAUUUGGUCUAAUGGCGAACGGAUGACGUACACCAAUUGGGACUCGAGGUUGGGUGGAGUUGAACCUAAUGGCGCGGGCCUCGAGUACGAAUAA